Messenger RNA from Closterium sp. Naga37s-1, 315 nucleotides. NCBI's taxonomy places the organism in Eukaryota, Viridiplantae, Streptophyta, Zygnematophyceae, Desmidiales, Closteriaceae. The record is from the annotation of a GenBank genome assembly.
AUGGUUGAUGCUCUUGGCAUUCGAGGCGGUUUUGAGAUUCCGGCGACAACCAUUGAUUUCCACAACGUCGUUCUGAGUGUCUUGCACCCGCAACUACCUACGGGGAGGACGUGGGUUGCGCUGGCAUCCUCAGCGUACCAGUCGGCAGUUAACGAGCAUCUAUGUUGCGACAUUGAUAGCGAUUCCCUGUUCAAAUUCGACUACGUAUGCAUAGUGGCAUUAACCAAGUGUCACAGGGACCCUGGGCCCAAACACGCAAGCCUGGUCGUUGUGAAGGACCCUGGGUUGCUGUUGAAGUCGGAUGAAGAGCUUUGA